Messenger RNA from Cajanus cajan (pigeon pea), 2128 nucleotides. Its product is annotated as pentatricopeptide repeat-containing protein At5g48910. NCBI's taxonomy places the organism in Eukaryota, Viridiplantae, Streptophyta, Magnoliopsida, Fabales, Fabaceae. The record is from RefSeq and is a predicted model, not a curated record. Gene Ontology annotation, molecular function: protein binding; RNA binding. Gene Ontology annotation, biological process: RNA modification.
AUAUAUACACAAUUUUUUUCUUUUAAAUUAUAUCAUUCUCACAUAUAACAUCUUUUUGCAAAUUCUUUGUUUUUCCCAUUGCCUCUACGUGAUAUCACCGAAACACAGCCAGAUUUUAUGUUGCAUCUCGAUUCUUGUGAUGUUGGGUAUCUGAUCCGAGUAACACUGGUGCGUAGCAGCAACAAAUAACAAUGGGAACCGCCACUGUUGCGUCCACACUCGCCCACAUGGCAGAGAGGUGCACGUGCAUGCGCGACCUCAAGCUCCUCCACGCGCAUGCCUUCCGCACGCGCCUCCACGACCACGCGGUGGUCCUCGGCAAGCUCUUCCGCUUCGCCGCCGUGUCGCCGCUUGGCGACCUACGCUACGCCCACCGCAUGUUCGACCAAAUGCCCCACCGAACGACCUUCUUCUACAACACCCUCAUCCGCGCCCACUCUCAUUCCCAAUCCCCUUCUCUCUCUUCCCUCUUCUUCAAUCUCAUGAGGCAAAACGACGUCGCCCCGGAUCAGUUUUCCUUCACCUUCUUGCUCAAGUCCCGCUCCAGAACCACCCCUUUGACCCACCCAAAUGAUAUACACGGUGCCGUUUUGAAGUUCGGGUUUUGCCGCCACUUACACGUCCAGAACGGCUUGAUACACUUGUAUGCCAAUAUGGGCAUGGCCCUUAUGGCAAGAAGGGUUUUUGAGGAUGUUUUGCAGCUGGGUUUGGAGGUUGAUGUUGUGUCCUGGUCGGGGUUGCUUGUGGCGCACGUAAAGGCUGGUGAGUUGGAUGUUGCACGGAGGGUGUUUGAUGAAAUGCCCCAGAGGGACGUGGUUUCGUGGACCACCAUGUUGUCGGGGUAUUCGCGGGCGAGGCGGCCCAUGGAGGCGUUGGAGUUGUUCGGGGAGAUGAGGCGUGCUGGGGUGUGGCCGGAUGAGGUUACCAUGGUGAGUGUGGUCUCGGCUUGCACGAGUUUGGGAGACGUGGAGACGGGGAGGAUGGUUCACUGGUUUGUGGAGGAGAAUGGAUUUGGUUGGAUGGUUGCGCUUUGCAAUGCGCUUGUUGACAUGUAUGGUAAGUGUGGAUGCUUGGAGGAGGCGUGGCGGGUGUUUCAUGGGAUGACGAGGAGGAGCUUGAUCACGUGGAACACGAUGAUGACGGUGUGCGCGAACCAUGGGAAUGCUGAUGAUGCAUUCAGGUUGUUUGAGUGGAUGGUUUCUUCUGGUGUUGUGCCUGAUUCAGUGACACUUCUGGCGCUUCUGGUUGCGUAUGCUCAUAAGGGGUUGCUGGAUGAGGGGAUUAGGUUGUUUGAGAGAAUGGAAAGGGACUAUGGGGUUGAACCUAGGAUUGAGCAUUAUGGCGCUAUGGUUGAUAUGUUGGGGCGUGCGGGGCGAUUACAGGAGGCUUAUGAUCUGCUUACAAAUAUUCCAAUUCCAUGUAAUGAUGUUGUUUGGGGAGCUCUGCUUGGAGCCUGCAGGAUUCAUGGUGAUGUUGGCAUGGGGGAAAAGGUUAUAACGAAGUUGUUGGAGUUGAAACCAGAUGAAGGGGGAUACUAUAUUCUGCUUCGUGAUAUCUAUAUUGCUGCAGGCCAGACUGUAGAAGCCAAUGAGAUGAGGCAAGCCAUGUUUGCUAGUGGAGCAAGAAAAAACCCCGGUUGUAGUUGGGUGGAAGGAUAAAUUUUAGGUGUGGAUCCAAGCAAUCAUCAUGCAAGGCAAUAGUGAUACCCUUUGUGUAUUGCAGGCUGUAGAGUUGUUCGCAUGGAGUUCUCCAUAAUUCUGAUUUUUGUCACUUCAUUGUGAUUGCGGGCAGCUAAUCGGCAAUUGGAAUGGAUGAAAAAAGAAUUUCUGUUAAGCCAUUGGCAUUUGGCGCUGAUGAAGAUUUUUGGGAGGUAUUUAUUUCUGUAUAUAUCUCAUGAAGCAGCAAGUGGGAAAUUAUUCUUGCAAAAAUGAAAGUUGACGGUUUUGUUUAGACAAGCAUAAGCUGGUAUGAGACUCUUAAGCAAUGUGCAUCUACCAAAACUAGGUAUGUGGUUCAAAGUUUGAGACCGACUGUAUUUUCUUUUGAGCAACAAUGGCUAAAUACAGAUACUGUAAUUAGUUAUAAUAUAAUGACCCAAUACAAUGUCGUGCUGCUGAUUCUCGAGGGA